AUGGGAGCCAUGAACGAGCCUCUAUGGAGAGGCUCUUCGUCAAAUAUUUAUCAGUUCGAGCCGGGAAAGGUUCUGAAAGUACCAAGAGAGGUCCCUAGCACCAACGACGGUUACGAAAUUCUCAAUCGGGACAGGGCGAAAGGAUUCGACGUAGAAAGAGAAAUCUAUGAAGAACUUGGGGAGAACGAUCUCAUCCUUCCGUAUUACGGAUGUCACGAACUUGAGGGCUACCGAGGUCUGUUAUUCGCCCAGGCCGACAGUAAUCUACAGGAGUACCUCGAGGAAGGCUUUACCAAGGCUACCAUGCCCGAACGAAAGCGCUGGUGUCGUCAAGCUGCAGAUGCUAUAGCAUACAUUCACGAUCGCGGUAUCAUACACUCGGACCUGCGGCCCGAGAAUUUUCUGAUUCACGGGCAGGACAUCUGGCUUAGCGACUUUAAUGGGUCGGUGUGCGAAGAGCGUGGCUUGGAUGGUGGACAGCUGCCUGAUGCUGGAUUCUGGAACUUGGAGUGGGAGACGACGCGAGCGACGGAUAUAUUUGCUCUCGGCUCGGUGCUCUACGCGAUCGUGACCGGAUGGUGGCCGUUUUGCAAGCCUGGCGCUAUGAACGGGCUGGACAGGAAAGACGCCAGCAGCUACGAUGAGCAGGUUGCGGAAAGGUUCAAGAAUGGAAAGUUUCCGGAUGUUUCUUCUCUCUCGGGAGGGCACAUCAUCAUGGGUUGUUGGACUGGCCAAUACGACAGUGCUGCCGACGUCAAACGGGAUUGUGACAACACCUACGCAGGCAGCUCUUUCGUCCCCGUCGGCACGGCUAAGUUCAUUCCCAUCACCAAGACGCAAGAACAGACCUUCAGAGACCCUCUGCGGCCCAAUCAAGAUGGCACUACCCAGUACAACGAGGAAAAUGAUACCAUUUGGAGGGACAUGGCGAACCAGUGCGAGCUGCAAGUCAAGUGCUUGAUGUCUGCGCAUCAGGAUGCGUUUCUUAUCGGAGCAGGAAAAGGCGCAGUGUGA
Messenger RNA from Colletotrichum higginsianum IMI 349063, 1014 nucleotides. Its product is annotated as Kinase. The coding region runs from base 1 to 1014 and encodes 337 amino acids. The transcript is spliced from 3 exons. Lineage: Eukaryota; Fungi; Ascomycota; Sordariomycetes; Glomerellales; Glomerellaceae. Gene Ontology annotation, biological process: mitotic DNA damage checkpoint signaling; protein phosphorylation. Gene Ontology annotation, molecular function: protein serine/threonine kinase activity; ATP binding. Gene Ontology annotation, cellular component: nucleus; cytoplasm. The record is from RefSeq and is a predicted model, not a curated record.